AUGAGAGGCAAUUUUUCUAUACGACAUCUGCUCGGCCUGCUUCUUCUCUUCAAACCUGCUCUCAGCGAAGAAAUAAACGUCUACCCGAGUUUACCCGUCACCAGUUACGAAAAUGGCCGUUUCCCUGGAAUCUGGAAAUUUCAAGUUUCUGGCGGGGCGCGGCUCAAUCUAACAGCUUUCACAGAGGCCAAGGAAAACUACGUAAAAACCGGAUGUCCUGCUUGGAAGCUGCACAUGCGGAUGAACAGCGGCUCACCAGUCCUUGCGGAGGAGUUUUACGAAAACGCGGAAGAGAUUUUUGUUCCGCCUCCGAUGCCUUGGUUGAAGCAUGAAAUCGAUGUUGAUCAGUUGAAUGGAAACUUCAGUAAUAUGGUGCACUACAACUUGGAUUUGUCGGACUAUCAAGGGAAUCAGUUUCUCACCGUCUGGGCCGAAGAGGAGAAAUUCGAAAAGAGCACGAAACGCGAGAUUCAGGACAAGUGGGGACUCUCCACUUCCUGCAAGAAGACGAUUCAGUUCAACCUGACUACCGACAUUGUGGAGACGAGCGAGAAUGAAACUGGAAACGAUACGGUUGACAAUUCUGGAGCAAUAAGUACUUCAGGGUUUGAAGCGCUUUCGAAGAAGUAUUUGGAGACUCAUUCGGCGAUUUUUUACAAUAAUGUUUCUGCUCCGGAGAAUGGCGUAAAAGUGACCUGCAAGAAUCAAUUCUACUUCAAAGUCGAUGAAGUCUUUGACGUCGGCGCAACAAUCCAAAUCCGCUCUGCCAACUCAACCUACUCAGUUUGUCUUAACCAGGCUCCCGACGAAUCCUGCCCAGAAGAUGUGACGCUAGAAAGUGGAAAGUCUCUUUACGUGUCGAUGCCAACUCCUGGCAUCUGGUUUCUGCGAGCAUCUGAUGUCGCUUGUCAAAAUGGAACUCUUGAAUCAAACGAUUUGAACAACGCUGGAUUGAAUGUAACGAUCGCCGGUUGUCCUGAAAACUGUGGGGAACUAGACGGCCGUGGAAGCUGCAAAACGUACUUUACAGAAGGAGCAGUUUUGCUAAGCACUUGCAAGUGCAAAGCAGCCAUAUUCAUCGCUGUCCACCGACGUUACUGGCAGGAAGCGUUCCUUUUUACAAUCGCCAUGGGAUGCAGUACAAUGUAUCACGCAUGCGAUCAGUUCUCCACUCAGAAGUACUUCUGCAUCGCUGAUUACGAUACACUCCAGUUUUCGGACUUCGUCGCUUCGACCGCUGCGAUCUGGGCGACUGUUCUCUGCGUUGCCGACCUUCCCGAUCGAUGGGUUUCCUUCCUCCACACAGUUGGCAUGUUCUGUUUCGCUGUCGGCGCCCAUUUCAACCGCUUCUCUGGCUGGCUCUAUGCAACUCCCAUAAUUCUCGGCCUUGUGAUCAUCUUCUUUCACUGGUGUUACCAAUGCAAGCAGCGGCGCGACUGCUACCCGCCGAAGAGUGCCUGGUGGUGCCACAUUCUUCCUGGCUGCCUUUUUGCCGCUGGAGGUUUUCUCUCGAAAUUGGUGUUCGAAAAAGAAGGCCACCAUCCAAAUGGAAACUAUUUCUGGACUCAUACAUUGUGGCAUUGUUGCAUCGGCCUGAGCUGCGCGUUCUUACUCCCCUCGAUCAAUUACGAGGCGGAUAAAUUAUACAACCCGGACCCGAAUCUAAUAAGCUACUACAAAUCUUUUGACGAGCCUCAUUUCGAGCCCUAA
This is a messenger RNA of Oikopleura dioica, 1710 nucleotides long. The record is from the annotation of a GenBank genome assembly. NCBI's taxonomy places the organism in Eukaryota, Metazoa, Chordata, Appendicularia, Copelata, Oikopleuridae.